Arachis stenosperma is the source of this 1149-nucleotide messenger RNA. RefSeq names its product putative cyclin-D6-1. Gene Ontology annotation, molecular function: cyclin-dependent protein serine/threonine kinase regulator activity. NCBI's taxonomy places the organism in Eukaryota, Viridiplantae, Streptophyta, Magnoliopsida, Fabales, Fabaceae. The transcript is spliced from 6 exons. Gene Ontology annotation, biological process: regulation of cyclin-dependent protein serine/threonine kinase activity; mitotic cell cycle phase transition. The record is from RefSeq and is a predicted model, not a curated record. The coding region runs from base 59 to 1069 and encodes 336 amino acids. Gene Ontology annotation, cellular component: cytoplasm; cyclin-dependent protein kinase holoenzyme complex; nucleus.
AUUUACCUAUUGAGAAGACCUUGCUUCGUUCUUGGACCACAAACAAGCACUCAUAUCCAUGGAGUUUGACCUUGAAAAUCCUCUACACAACUCUCAUGCUCUUCCUCAAUGGGAUGCUGUUGCUUCACUAUUCCACAUUGAAUCUCAACACACUCCAUCUCACACUUACUUUCACUCUCUCAAAGCUUCAAACUUUAACAUCUCUGUUAGAAGGGAACUCAUUUCUCUAAUCUCCAAGUUUUCUUGCAGUUUGGAUCCACUUGUCUCUUACCUUUCUAUCAACUAUCUAGACCGGUUCUUGUCCAACCAUGGGAUACUGAAACAAAAGGCAUGGGCCCUUAGGCUGCUUGCAAUUUCUUGCAUAUCUUUAGCAUCCAAGAUGAUAAAGCCAGGGUACUCUGCCAUUGAUACUCAGGCCCUUCUCAUCAAUGAUGGUGGCAUCAUUUUUGAGACACAAACAAUGCAAAGAAUGGAAGGACUCAUCUUGGGAGCAUUGGAAUGGAGAAUGCGGUCCAUUACCCCUUUCUCCUUCUUAACUUUCUUCAUUACUUUAAUAUGUGUCAAAGACCCAAUGGAACAGGUUCUCAAGAAAAGAGUGGCUGAAAUUAUAUUCAAGUCACAAGGAGAGAUAAAGCUUUUGGAAUUCAAGCCAUCUAUAAUGGCCGCAUCAGCACUUCUUUGUGCUUCUCAUGAACUCUUUCCUUUUCAAUACCAAAGCUUCUCAGCAGCAAUAUCCAAUUGUUUAUAUGUAAAUAAAGAAAACAUGGUGAAAUGCUAUAAUGUGAUACAAGAAGUGGUAGGAAUGGAGAUGGAAGAAGAGGAGUGUGUGAUCAAUGAAGUUUCAAGUUCAGGAACACCAGUGAAUGUGUUAGACUUGGACCAUAAGUUUUCACUAAGCUCAGAAAGUGAGAAAACCAAUAAUAAUGGAGGAAUGGCCAUAGUAGUAGAUGAUGAUGAUGAUGAAGAAGCCUUGCAAGAGAAGAAGGAUUUCAUCAUCAACAAGAGAAGGAAGAUGAAUAAUAACAACAACAAUCAAACGGUCCAUGUUUCUCGGAUUGCACAAUGCUGAUGAUGAAGAAGAAAGUACUGUUCACAGAGGAUAACAUUUAAUUAAAACCUCUUUGGUCCAACCGAAAGCGACUAUGUCAU